Messenger RNA from Paramecium octaurelia, 402 nucleotides. The record is from the annotation of a GenBank genome assembly. Lineage: Eukaryota; Ciliophora; Oligohymenophorea; Peniculida; Parameciidae.
AUGUUAGUAAAAUAGACCUUAACCAACUAAGUUUAUUAAAAUGGGUUUAUAAUUAGAAAUCUAAAAUCAAAGGCCAUAUGUUUAGUUAAUGGAACAGAAUCUUAGAUUAAUCGAAACCAUUUCUUCCUUAUUCUUCAAGUUGAGUAGGAAUGCGAGAAAGACUAUAUUAGAAAAAAAUUGAUAAUAUAUGCUUAAGGUAUUUCUUAUGAGCUAAUUAUAGGAUAUAUUCAACUAGAGUAUGAAAUAUAUUUAAUAACAAUUGAAACAAGGGUAUUUAAAGUUUUUCUAAAUAACAGCAAAGUUUAGCUUUGUGCAUUAUUUAUUGAUUUAAUGAGCACAUAUCAAAAAUAGCUAAAAUUCACCAACUAAAGAAUUCUAGUCUCAUACACUGAGUUAGGAUGA